UUGCUAUAGCUGUGACUAGUGUCACAGAUGUUCAAGUUCUCAUUUCUCAUUGUGCAUUUCAUUAAGCUUUCUUUAUUCGUACUUAAAGUCAUUAAGUAGCCAUUUAAGCAACGACACAAUCAUAAUAUUGUCAAAUAAAUAGUGAAAAAAGUAGUUUUAUAAAUAUGAACGUUCAAUAAAUAACAAAAAAAUGAAACAGAUAAGGUAUUGGUGUGUUUCUGUGCAUUAGCUCUACAUUGGGCGUCGCUAUGACGCAAGUAGAAGGUGCGCGAAAGUCGUAGUGAUCGGUGCAGGUCCUCGAUAUUAUUUUGACUGAUUCCAAUAUUUAGAACAACAAUGGAGUCUAUCAGAAAGUGGUUUUACAGACCUAAAAGGGACGAUACGAGUUUAUUGGCCCAAUUCUUCUAUGCAAAUGAAGCACUUACAGCACUUGCGUGUGAACUUGACUCAUUUGAUGGUCGUCAAGAGCCUGAACGCUGUGCUACACUCGUCAACCAACUACGUCAUUGUCAAGAUAAAGUAUUGACAAUAUGUAAUCAGAUAAUGGAUGAAUUAAUACCAGACUGUAGAGCUAAUCGGGAUUUUCGAGUGAAAUUUCCUGACGACGUAAUGCAGGAAAAUCUAGCUGGCCAACUGUGGUUUGGUGCUGAAUGUCUUGCUGCUGGAUCCUCAAUAAUGAAUCGAGAAGUUGAGAGUUCGGCAAUGAGACCACUUGCUAAAGCACUUACGAAAUCCUUGGAAACUGUGCGAAAUUUACUUCGAGAACAUGCACUUAAAGGGCACACCAAUUUAAAGGAGUUGUAUCAAACCCACAAUCCUUUAGAGAUGGAAAAGUUAAUUGAGUCACUUAAAAUAUUCGACCGAUUAUUUGCUGAUUUUGAACUAUGCUAUGUCGCAGCAAUGGUCCCAGUAAAAUCAACGAAAGAGUAUGAGCAACAAGAACUUGUCUGUGUUUUAUUCUCCGAGACAUUGCAAAGAGCACUCGAGCGUGGCUUGCUUAAUCAAGCUGAUGUAGAUAAUUACGACCCAGCUUUAAUGUUUACCAUUCCCAGAUUGGCUAUAGUUUCGGGUCUCCUUGCUCCUCCUGGUGGACCUCUGUGCCUCAAUUCGAAUGAUACUAUUAGCGAGAUGUUUAGACCAUUUAGGAAUUUAUUAUUAAAAAUCCGAGAACUUCUGUGGACUCUUAAUAGUCGAGAGCUUUACAUGUUGGAGAAACUUUUGUGUUCUAACGAGGAGCCAAACGUUCCGAUAUCUCCCGCAACUAGAACAGCAUGUCAACAAGAAUUGGAGAAAUUUGUGUAUAAUUUUUAUACUGAUUAUCCAAAUUGUAAAAAUUUCGUAGUAGAUUUUUACACCAUAACGAAAAAUAAUGGAACAAAUAUGGAUGAAGUGGCUAAUGACGUAGUAGAAAUUUUAAAUCAGCAAAGUCCUAAAACCAAUCAACAAACUGAAAAUAAUUCGCAAUUAAUACACAAUAAUGAGGAGCAAGAGAAUAGUGAUAGAGGAAAUCAUUUAGAAUGUUCCAUCACAUGUAGCCAUAAUUAUUCAGCACAAUUAAGUGACGGGUCAACUUCGAGAAUCGUUAAUGAGGACAACGUAUUAGUUAAUUCGGUUAAUUUCAAACAAAUGGCUCCUGUUUCAACGCCAUUAGAAAACAAGAAAGACAGAAUAAGAGAAAAUGGUGAUAUUGCCUUCCGGCUAGCUAGUACUAGUGAUCAAUAUAAUUAUGAUAUCAAUUCAACAGAAUCAUUGAGCUUAAUGCAUAUUCCUGGAAAAGAUCAAUGCCCUGGAGGCAGUAGUACUGUAGAUGUUGAAAAUGAAUCUGAGAAUAAUUUACUGGAAGGUGAGGAUGACUUAUUCAGUACCGACAUAUCUCAAAUACUUGGAACAAUCGACAAUAUCGAAAUUCCACAAACUCAAUACCUUUUAAAUCAAGUUUCGCAUGAAAAUAAUGUUACAGAUGAUACUGUACAGAUUGAAAAUUCUCUACCAGAUAUGGAUUCAAAAAAAUUUAUAUCUGAAGCAAAUAAAACACUCUCAAGUCUCUUAUUAGAAGGUGAUGGUACUAAUGAAAUAUCUGAGCAAACAGAUUCUGGAAUUUGCACCGUGAUAUCCUCUGAAAAUACUAGUUUGUAUGAUAAAAGUCCUGAAGAAAAAAAAUUAUUUGCUAAUGAGAUUCAAGAAGAUUCUAAGGAAUUAUAUGUAAAGUGUGAAAAUAGUCAAAAGGAUAUUAAUUAUGAUAAAAAUUCACAUGACAGUGAAAAUUCUUGUAUUUAUCCAAUUAGUUGUACCAAAAACAUUCCCACAUUUCAAAACCAAACAUCAUCGAGACAUUAUCAUUGUAAUGGUAGUGAUAUUUCUAAAAUGUCUAAUAGAAUAUCGUCAAAUUUUAAUGGAACCAACGAAGAAUUCGUAGGAUUGGCUUACGGUAAUGGCCAAAUGACUGUGUGUGAUUCUAAUCAUUCAUCAAUUCAAAUAAAUUAUUCCGAAAAUUGGGAAAAUCUCAAUUUAAAUAUUGAUGAAACUAAUUCAUCGAAAGAAUUUUGGAAAGAUUUAAGAUGUAAAAAUUGUCCAUCUACCUCUCAGGAUAUUAGUAAAAUUGGUAAUAAUAUUGAGCGUUAUGCUCACGAUAAAAUACCGUCACGUAGAUCGAAAGAGAACAAACUGAGAAGACAACAGCGUAAAUUUGAAAGAAAAAAUUUACGUAGAAACCACAACGAUACUCAACAAAAACUUCCAUAUAAUGUUUCAAAUACUCAUCUAUCACUUAGCACCGAGAGUUCACGGUCAAACUCAGUAGAUCGUUGUAUAAAUCCAAGACUUACGAAUUAUGGUGCCUCAUUACAGCCCACUCAAAAUCAAAACCAAAUGCCUAAUUUUGGUAACCACAGUCCACAACGAAGCCCACGUUUAGGAAGUUUUGAUUCACAAUCUGACGUAUCUCAAAGGCAUAGUUCUGGUCAUCAAGCCCCAAGUAAUUUUUCUCCACAAAAUCGCAAGUUAUUGGAUCAUAGGAGAUGUAGAGCAGAACAGAUUUCUAAAAUGCGAAAAAAAGAUGCUGAUAAACGAAAUUACUGUGAAUAUUCUAGUGUACAAAAUGAUCAGCUUUCCAAAGGGUCCAAUUUACUUAAAAAUAAAGAAGAUUUACAGCACGAUGGUCUUGGUCGACGGACAAAUAAAAGUGGAUUAAUUACGAAUAGGCCUACCUCACCAAUUAACCACGAUAUUAAUUGUCUCCAAUGCUCACGUGAAAAUCGAUCAAAAAAUACAUCGAAGUCAAAUGAUUUGACAAAUUGUUGUGGAGUAACGUCAAAAACUACUUGUUCGCUACAUUUACCUAUUAUCCAACGUACUAAUGUUGAUUCUAGUUCUAGUUAUUCAAGCUAUGGUGAUUCAAGCUCUGAAACUAGUGAAUUUCAAAGUGAUUGUCAAGAUGACGAAGAAAUAGCAUUGGCAAUGCAAGCUGCUGAAAUAGCAAAUAGAAAUCAAAUCAGAGCCAAGUUUCGAUCUUCCGAAGAUCUUGUUCACCGUUUAUUUGUAUGUAUAGCUGGUGUAGCGGAUCAACUGCAAACAAACUUCGCUUCAGAUUUGCGAAAUAUCUUGAAGUGUGUCUUCCUCAUGAAUAGUAGCCAAGUAGAAAAUGAACAAGAGCCAGUUUCUGUAAAUCAACCUCAACAACCUGAAGAUAAUUUACAUCCUAUUGAAGCACAUGACACGAAUGGAGAUCUUCAGAGACAUGAUAUAUUUCACGAAGAAGAUGAAGAUGACCCUGAUGAAUCUACAAUCACCAAUGAAACAAUGUGUCCAGUUACUGAACGUGGUGAAGAAUGUGUAGAGCGUGCACCUGCGUGGAUACCCGACAAUGAUGCACCAAGAUGUAUGGCUUGUCACGCUGGAUUUACGGUAGUAAGACGCAGGCAUCACUGCAGAAAUUGUGGCAAAGUAUUUUGUGGUCGCUGUAGUAGUAACAACGUUCCAUUACCACGUUAUGGACACACAAAGCCUGUGAGAGUUUGCAACCGGUGUUUUCUUUACCAAGUUACACCUUUUACCGUAUCUCAAGUUGCCUCUACUAGCUGAAUAUAUUCUAAUUUGUUUCAUACUUAUAACGUCUCUUCAUUUUUAUCAUUUUUCCAACUUUACAUGAGUGAAUUAUAUCUCAUAAAUUAUGACAAUAUAAUUUGUGCAGAAUUUUUAAACGAAAUUUUAUUUAAUAAAAUACAUUUUAUAAUGUAUAUAAAUAUUAGAGAUGGUGAGAAUAUCAUUUGAAUGUGUAACAGUUACCAAAUUAUCAGUGACUUUUGUGCCAAAAUUUUAAGACAAUAAGAAUUAUUUGUUUUACUUCUUUUUUAUAAUUCUUAUUUUUUUAUUUGUCGAUACUAUUACAGUGAUUAAUUAUUAUUAAUAAAUUAAUAGCAUAUUUU
Molecule: messenger RNA, 4424 nt
Organism: Chelonus insularis
Lineage: Eukaryota; Metazoa; Arthropoda; Insecta; Hymenoptera; Braconidae
Product: lateral signaling target protein 2 homolog
Exons: 5
Coding region: 337-4080 (1247 amino acids)
Cellular component (GO): early endosome membrane
Molecular function (GO): metal ion binding
Source: RefSeq, a predicted model, not a curated record